CUUUUCCUUAAAAAGACUGAGUGGGUUGUGACUAGACUUGGGAGGAUAGGAAAAAGAUGGUGUAGUAUUAACCCCUUUUAAAAAUCUUAUGCCAGCACAAAAUUUGCCAGAGGCUAAGUGGCUUCAGAAUCCACUCGUUUUGUCUUGCAGUUCUGGUGUCCCGCUGUAGCAUUUAAAUCUCGCGCGCUUUCCUUAGAUUGGCCGCCCCUGGACGGGGUUGGCUGGCUACGUGCUAUCACUCCUCCUCGCCGUCUUCCCCCGGGCAAAAGGUUUUCAAAUUCUACCAAUCGCAGGGCGCGCUCCCUCCACUGAGGGACGUCAGGGAAGGGUUAAUCGCAACCAACCGGAGGCGGGUGUUAAGAGAAAAGAGCCAAUCAGAAGAGCGCGAGGGCGUACCCUGUGGGGCUUAUAAAGACGGCUCGAGCCGAACGCGGCAGCAGUUGGGCUGCGGCGGGCUGCGUUUGUGCUGUGUUUCAGAGGCGCUGCUCUUCACUGGUCUACCUCUUCCGCUAUGUCCGGCCGGGGCAAGACUGGCGGCAAGGCCCGCGCCAAGGCCAAGUCUCGCUCUUCGCGUGCCGGCCUCCAGUUCCCGGUGGGCCGCGUACACCGGCUGCUGCGCAAGGGCCACUAUGCCGAGCGGGUGGGCGCCGGCGCGCCGGUGUACCUGGCGGCCGUGCUGGAGUACCUCACCGCCGAGAUCCUGGAGCUGGCGGGCAACGCGGCGCGCGACAACAAGAAGACGCGCAUCAUCCCGCGCCACCUGCAGCUGGCCAUCCGCAACGACGAAGAGCUCAACAAGCUGCUGGGCGGCGUGACGAUCGCCCAGGGAGGCGUCCUGCCCAACAUCCAGGCCGUGCUGCUGCCCAAGAAAACGAGCGCCACCGUGGGGCCCAAGGCGCCGGCGAGCGGCAAGAAGGCCACGCAGGCCUCGCAGGAGUACUGAGGGCCCCGCGCCGGCCCCCGGCCCUCCUCAGGCCCCCACAAAGGCCCUUUUAAGGGCCACCACCGCCUCACAGAAAGAGCUGAGCCACGCGGGGCCGCGUCCCCGCCCCCCGUCCGCGCGCCCGCCCCUCCCCCGCCGCGCGGAGGCCUCGGGCCCUCGGCAACUUCCGGAGCCCCGGCCUCGCACCCGGCCGGGCCGGCGCCCUGAAGGUGAGUCCGCGGCGGCGGCGGGCGCGCGGCCUCGGCGGCAGAGAAGAGCUGAGCUAGGCGUGGAGGCCCGCCGACCCUGCCGCUCGCUCCCCGCCCUCGCUCGUGGGCCCGUGUGGCGCGGCCAGGACAAAGCUCCGCGAGGGGAGGAGCUGGGGAGGGGGCCGAGGCCUCCGGCUCGCGCUGGGGCUGGCCGUGCGAGCGGCCGAGUGUUCGAGCCCCGCCUCCCCCCGGCACCGAGAGACCACGCAAGUCAGCUGAUCCCCGGCUGGACGGAGCCUCCGUUGGCUUGUGAACUGGAAUUGUGCAGCUACCCCACCCGGAACUAGAACUUUAGGUAAUGGGCAGUUUGAAAUGGACCGUUUUGUUUAUUAAAGGGUUUUUUAAAAAGUG
Messenger RNA from Chinchilla lanigera (long-tailed chinchilla), 1542 nucleotides. RefSeq names its product histone H2AX. Gene Ontology annotation, cellular component: nucleosome. The transcript has a single exon. Lineage: Eukaryota; Metazoa; Chordata; Mammalia; Rodentia; Chinchillidae. Gene Ontology annotation, biological process: DNA damage response. The coding region runs from base 512 to 943 and encodes 143 amino acids. Gene Ontology annotation, molecular function: protein heterodimerization activity; DNA binding; structural constituent of chromatin. The record is from RefSeq and is a predicted model, not a curated record.